Molecule: messenger RNA, 2271 nt
Organism: Arthroderma uncinatum
Lineage: Eukaryota; Fungi; Ascomycota; Eurotiomycetes; Onygenales; Arthrodermataceae
Product: nuclear localization protein
Exons: 3
Coding region: 1-2271 (756 amino acids)
Source: RefSeq, a predicted model, not a curated record
AUGUAUACCACCUCCGCGCCCGCCCAGAUCAACGGCGGCAGCGGCAUGGGCAAUAACCGCGUCGACUCCGGGACUAUCAACCCCGCAGACCUCAACUCCCCCAUAUCUCUCCCGUCGGCCGCGCUCGCUACAGAUCUCACCGCAGACGCGACCGGCUCCCGCGGCACCAAGCGUAGUCGCUCUGAAGACCAGUAUGGCGAGCAGCUCGUCGACCCGGACGUCGAAGAUGACAGUAGGCGCAAAAGAGGGCGACCCCCAAAAGCCACCCGCCCGCCUAGCACCUCCACCACUAACACCAGCCAUAACAACAACAACAACAAUAUCAUCAACACGCCCGUCGCUGCCACGACGAUAACAUCAGCUUCAGCGGCCAUGGCGUCCUCGCAGUCGCCGUUACAGACGCCUAGGAUCGCCCCAGACAUCGCCCUGCAGUCUUCUCCACCCAAGGCUACGCCGACGAAGUCUGUUCUCAAAGCUCUGCCCACGGUCAGAGACCACACCACCGACCAGCUCGGCGAGGACGGCGAUGAAUACAUCCCCAAGGAGUUCGAUGCCAGCGGCGAGAAGAAGGUCGACGGCCUGGGCUACCUGCAGGACACUCGCACCUACAAAUGUCGUACGUUCCGUCUCGCAAACCGCGGCAACAAGCUCUUCAUGCUGGCCACAGAGUGCGCGCGUGUGCUAGGCUACCGCGACUCAUACCUCCUCUUCAACAAGAACAGGUCCUUGUUCAAAAUCAUCGCCAACCAGGCCGAGAAGGACGACCUGAUCGCGCAGGAUAUCCUGCCGUACUCUUACCGGUCGCGACAGAUUGCCAUCGUCACCGCGCGUUCCAUGUUCCGCCAGUUCGGCAGCAGAGUCAUAGUCAACGGCAGACGCGUGCGCGACGAUUACUGGGAGAGCAAGGCUAUCAAACAGGGCUUUACAGAGGAGGAUAUGGCUGGCGAGAAACGUCCAGGUGCAGGCAAGGCACGUGAGGCUGCUGCCGCCGAAGCUGCUGCUUCGUUGAAUGCCAUGCCAUCUCUGGGCCAUAACGAUGUCAUCUACACGACCGCUUCCACCGAUGGACACGGCAUGCCUUCGAAUCUGUCCCACCCUGCUUCUCUCGCUCCCUUGCCCAUGAUCAACCCUGCGCCCUCCGACGACCCGCGUCUCCGCGAAUACAGCAGCCUCCCACGGCCUAGGCAGGACCUAGGCGGGCAACCAUACCAGGACCGCACCGUCCCCAGUGCUGCCGCCGAUAUCGUCAACCAGGCCUCACAUACGGCAGAGUUUAGCAAAAUUCUGAACCAGCAGCGCAAUUUUCGUGCAAAGGGCCUAGAAGACCACUGGAACAAGCCGCGCGAGGUCCCGAUAUCAGAUACCAAUGCUCAACCUCUGCCAUCGUCAUCCGGCGGUAACCAGCUUGACAACAGCCACCUGCAAUCCCCUCAACUCAACUCUUCAGGCAUGCUCUCGUCACUACAACCACAGCCCAUGCUGCAACAACCGCAGACUCUCAUGACACCGCAUACAUCCUACUCGCCUGCGCUCCACCACCAGCAACAGCAACCCCAGCAUCAUCAGCAACAACCCCAGCACCACCAACAACAGCCGUCCAUGUCGCCUCCUCUCCGCACGAUGCAGCAACAGCAGGGCCACCACCGCUCUCCAAACAACCCCAUACCAUUACCGCUCUCCUCCACGCCCGUCUCCCUUCCAGUUUCCUCCCAGUCAUCGCUAUAUACAUAUCCGCAGCAGCAAUUCUGGGGAGCGCCACCCCAACAGCCACUCUCCCACCAGCAACCGCAGCAACACCAUCCCUCUCAACCAUCUCCAUCACACGCACAACAUCAACCCCAGCACCAUCAACCGCUAGGAAUGCAGCACCCACAAUACGCCUCUCCACUUCACAACCAACACCGGCAACAUCAUCCUUCACAAUCGCCCGGUCAACGACAGCUUGCCUCUCCUCAACUCCAGCCACAGCCACAGCCUCAUCCACAGCAACCGGGCAUGAAUUCGAUGGGUUAUCCGGGCGUUGUCAACACCGCAUAUUCCAUGGCGGGCCCAGGCGCGGCCGUGGGUGCAAGAAUGUACUCUUCCCCGGGUAUGGUGCAACAGCCUUUCGGUAUGGGAGUCGGAGGAGUUAGCGGUGGUGGUGCAGGCAUGAUGCCGGCCGUGUCAGCGGGUGCCGGUGCUAGUUUACCGUGGUCGCCUACGGGGCAACAGCAGGGACAGGGGCAGGGAGGGCAGCAGGGAGGACACGGGUCAUGGCCUGGUACCUACUAG